UUGUUUGAAAAAUUAAAUAAAGAAAUUACGACAGUUAUAUACGUAAUUCCUCUACAGAUUUCAACGCUCAUCGUUACGAUAGAAGCGGUUACGGUGAAUCCAUCACUUUGUCCAACGAAUAAAAUAGCACCACAUCGGAGGGCAGUCGCCGGAAAAUAUGGCACUGGACGUACUUUCGGAGCUUUCUAUGAUUUACUGGCACCAGAUGGUUUACAAGCGGGUGGGUCUAGCAAUCUACAAGAGCAGCCCCAAGCAGAUGAUCCGGAUGAUUGCGGGGAGAUAGAUGAUUACGACGAAAAUGAUGUCGGUUCCGCAGCGACACAAUCUGGAAGAAGGCAAGGGAACUUAGACAACAGAUUCUUCUUAGGGAAUUUCUUCAACUUCUUAAGACCAACCACGGGUUAUGGUUUUUCAACAUCGCAGAGACCUAUAUCGGUUUAUCCCGGAAGACCUACUAGUAGGCCUACGCAAUCACCCUACUGGUCAGGUGGUUUGUUCGGUAGUAAUGCUUACCGUCCACCGUUGCAUCUUAACCCAUCAGAUUACGUCAAACCUGUUCACGAAGAUGGACAAGAAAUAUAUAUGACAUACCGACCAGGUGUAGUGGGUGGCCCACUGGGUCAUGUAGUUGGGGUCACACAAGUAACACCCACGAACAGGCCGCCAGAAACAUCAUCACAACUCAAUUCUAAAUAUAUAAAUAGUAUCCAUUUCUCGAUGCUAUCUACCAAAGCACCGACAAACUCCCAUAGACGACCGAGACACCGAAAGAUUAAUGACGCCAACAACGGUAUAUUUGGGUCAUUCAUUGAUUUGUUCUUAAAAUAA
Molecule: messenger RNA, 828 nt
Organism: Parnassius mnemosyne (clouded apollo)
Lineage: Eukaryota; Metazoa; Arthropoda; Insecta; Lepidoptera; Papilionidae
Source: the annotation of a GenBank genome assembly